This is a messenger RNA of Microthlaspi erraticum, 519 nucleotides long. The record is from the annotation of a GenBank genome assembly. Lineage: Eukaryota; Viridiplantae; Streptophyta; Magnoliopsida; Brassicales; Brassicaceae.
AUGCAUCUUGCUUUGACCAAGGAUUCUUCAGAAGGAUAUGUGAGCUCAGAAACUGAUGAGUACAAGAAGCUCCUUGACACCUUCAGACCAGUUCCAAACAUUCUGAGCAUUGAGGGGUUGGACAGGCCAGUUUGCGAAGUCAUGGCAGUGAGCUCGAUCAAGAACUCGAUCGAGUCGAGUUUCGAACAAACGAACUCGAUCGAGCUGGGGGCUGAAUGCAAGGAGCAAGCUCAAGGAGAUUGGUCUGAGCUCAAGGCGCCUAAAGUCGACCUCAAACCUUUGCCUGAGGGCCUCAGGUAUGCAUUUCUGGGUGAAAACUCAACUUACCCUGUCAUUGUGAACUCUGAUUUGUCAUUGAACCCUGAACAGUUGAGUGCUUUGCUUGUUGAAUUGAGAAAGUACAGAAAGGCAAUAGGUUACACUCUAGAUGAUAUCAAGGGGAUCUCCCCUGACCUAUGCAUCCAUAGGAUUCAUCUAGAGGAUGAAAGUAAGUCAAGCAUUGAACCUCAAAGAGAUUGA